This is a messenger RNA of Ylistrum balloti, 1539 nucleotides long. RefSeq names its product splicing factor 45-like. Gene Ontology annotation, molecular function: nucleic acid binding. The record is from RefSeq and is a predicted model, not a curated record. NCBI's taxonomy places the organism in Eukaryota, Metazoa, Mollusca, Bivalvia, Pectinida, Pectinidae. The transcript has 12 exons. Gene Ontology annotation, cellular component: precatalytic spliceosome. Gene Ontology annotation, biological process: mRNA cis splicing, via spliceosome; alternative mRNA splicing, via spliceosome. Bases 49 to 1311 code for a protein of 420 amino acids.
AAUUAUUAAGUGUAUUUGAAGAAGCAAUCUACAGCUGCAUUAUUCAAGAUGUCUCUGUACGAUGGAUUAGACAUGGACAGUGACAAGGGUGGAACUGAAACAAAGGCUGAUGUUUCUGCCUGGUCUUCAAGCUAUAAACUUUUGAUGUCACAACUUCAGGCAAAGAAAGUUUCACUUGUACAAACAAAGCGACAACGCCAGAAUGCAACCUUAGCACCAGUUGUGGACCUUAAAAGGAAUGCUGAUUCUUCAGAACUACACUUCAAUCUACAGACAGGCAGGCUUGAGAGUAGAUCUGGAGGUGAAGGUGGAGGAUCUAGCAGCAGUGGUGGGGGUGGGGCUGGGCCCCCUGUAGCCAUGGGAGGAUCUCCUUUCCUACCCACAGACCCAGUGCCCUCCCUUACUGGUGUCAGUGAUGAAUAUAACCCACUCAGACCAAAUGAUUAUGAAGAAUUUAUGAAGAAAAGAAAAGAACAAAGACAAAAAGAACGAGAAGAAGAAAGGAGAAAAGAUGGUGGUAGUGAAGAACAGGAAAGAUUUCCUCCCGAACGAGGAUCAGGCAGAAAGAGGCGUGACCGUGAUAGGGACAACACUCCUGACCACUUUGGUCUUAGUGAGAUGGAAAGAGCCAGAAGAAGGAAAGAGGAGGAGGAAGAAGAAGAGUAUGAACACAAACCACGAAACAAAAGUCAGGGAGCUGCCAUCGCUCCUCCAUCCUCUCUUAUCAACGAGGAUAUGAUCAUCAAAGAGGAGCCCAUGCCAGAUAGAUCCAGGUCCCCACCUAAUCCUAUGGGCUAUACAAUAGGACUAGGUGGUUCUGUUGCCUCGAAGAUUAUGGCUAAAUAUGGGUACAAAGAAGGACAAGGUCUUGGCAAGUCGGAGCAAGGCAUGAGUACUGCGCUCCAGGUGGAAAAGACCAGCAAGCGUGGUGGCAAGAUUAUACAUGAGAAGGAUAUCCCUAAAGAAUUACCUAGAGAACCAACACCUAAUACUAACUUGUUGAAAAAUCCCUCCAAAGUAAUUCUACUGCGGAACAUGGUUGCUCCAGGCGAUGUUGAUGAAGAAUUGGAACAGGAGACAUCUGAAGAAUGUUCCAAAUAUGGCCGUGUUAUUAAAUGUGUCAUAUUUGAGAUUCCAGGUGGUGUGGAGGAGGAGGCAGUGCGUAUAUUCCUGGAGUUUGAGAGAGUAGAUGCUGCGAUUAAAGCCGUCAUUGAUCUAAAUGGAAGAUAUUUUGGUGGACGUAUCGUGAAAGCUUGUUUCUACAAUUUAGAUAAGUUCCGAAGGCUUGAUUUAGCAGAUGAAGUUGAAUGACAAGGAUGUUUCUUGAGAUUGAGUGAUUGAAUUAGUGUGUGAGAGAAUGAUAAAUGACAAUUGUUAUAAAAUUACAAUACCUUUAUAAACAACUGUUAUGAAUUUUACAUGUAUUGGAAAUAGAUUGUGUGUCUGCAUUUACAUUAUCUUAGACCUAAAGAUAAAAAGUAUCAUGUGCUAUGAAUCUUCAUGUCUUUUGUCAGUGAAAAAGGAAUCAUAUUAUUAAAG